GGGACUGCUGCAAGGAAAACAACAUCAAGGGGACUUUGUAACAUCACCUCUUCGUCAAAGCAUGUUACACCAUAUUGUUCUUCUGGGUGCUGUUACACUACUUGGAGUACUUGAACAAGCAUAUUUUGCAUUAAAAGUAAUUGCUGCCAGACGAAAGUACAAUGUUUCCCCUCCAAAAACAUCCGGACCUCCAGAAUUUGAGAGAAUAUUCAGAGCUCAGAUAAACUGUUCUGAGUAUUUCCCAAUGUUCCUGGCUGUUCUCUGGCUGGCUGGGAUCUUCGUCCACCAAGGCACGGCUGCAGCAUGUGGACUCCUAUACCUCUUCGCUCGUUAUCUGUAUUUUCAAGGUUACAGCUCAUCACCGCAGAAAAGGCUGAGUCCGAUGUAUCUCAAUGCUGCAGCCCUUUGGGUCCUGGUUGGGUUGUCUGCACUAGGAAUCCUGAAUGUGCUGUUUGCCCAUUACAUGGGUUUGGAGCUACUGUGAUUCUUUGCUUCCUAUGUUGGAUGGCAACUAGACAGGAUCAGACAAUUACUUGAUUUUCUUGAACUUCUAUUAUUAUCUGCAAGAUGCCACUAUCAGGCAAAGGUGGGAUAAGAGCAGGUGCUUCCAAUGGGCUGUAUUCACCAAAGAGGGAGUUUGCAAGAGAGCUGAAGAUUUCAGCUGGCUGAUAUCAUUAUCCAUUAUGAAGGCGCCCAGAGAGCUGCCUCUGUAAGAAUGGCUGGCCAUGCAUAAUGCAUAGUUAAAUCAGAGAGGGGUGUUUUAAGAAACCUCUCACAUUUUUUUAUCAGUUACGCAGGGCCAACUUAGUCCUUCUUGCAGGAGUAGUUCGCUGGGAUUUGCCCUUCAUAAUUCAUAGAAGGCUGCUUAACCCUGAAAAUACAGUAUAUCACUCAAUAUCCUUUAUAGCUAAAUUUGCUUUGUAUCUAAUGUCAGAAUUUAUACCAUUUAUAGAUUAAGAUGGGAUUAAGAUGGGCAGCGUCUCCAUUGUAUAUCUCUGUAUCUUCACAAUUCUAGACCUGUAUGUAAUGAUAACUGCCAUAUAUUUCAGAAUAAAUACUGUUAAAUUAUCAUUUUUAUUCAUUAAAUGCUUUUCGAACGGGACAGUCCAGCAAUCAUCUGCACAUGUAUGCAGACAAUGUAUAUUGUUCCACAUUUUUGGAACUGAUAGGUUGUUCUUCUUAAGUUUAUAUGUUUUUGUGAUUUAACCUCCAGAAGAAAAUAAAAAAAUGACACAAACGUGUAGGUCUAUUUUAUUAACAUUCUAGAGAGUGCAAUUAAUGUUUGUCUAAGGGGAACAGCACUGUGUCUACAAAUGCAUCGAUGAUCCCAAGCAACAUCCCCGUUGAACUGGAAGCCAACAGAUCUUCACAGAUCCAUCAACGAAUAUCUCUGGGUCCAAAGGAUCUUGCUGAAUUUAAUUGUAAAUGUCAUAGUCUUUCCUGUGUACAUGCGAAACAUCUAUUAUUUGUAUAAAUAAUAAACUAAAAAGUAUCAAAUUAUAAUGGACACCAAGUGCAUUGCAUCUUAAAACAUGUUUCAUUUCAAAAUGCAAUACAUUGUGGACUUUAAAGAA
Molecule: messenger RNA, 1574 nt
Organism: Spea bombifrons (plains spadefoot toad)
Lineage: Eukaryota; Metazoa; Chordata; Amphibia; Anura; Pelobatidae
Product: leukotriene C4 synthase-like
Exons: 5
Coding region: 62-484 (140 amino acids)
Biological process (GO): leukotriene biosynthetic process
Cellular component (GO): nuclear envelope; membrane; endoplasmic reticulum
Molecular function (GO): glutathione peroxidase activity; glutathione transferase activity; leukotriene-C4 synthase activity
Source: RefSeq, a predicted model, not a curated record